AUGAUUGGGGAGCUGUUCCGAGAAAACGAGGAUGUUGUGUAUGUGUACGAACCAUGCCGGGCCUCUGGCAAGGGGGUACUGGGCAACUACCAAAUGCUUCUUCGGACGGAGUGCUUCGCGCUUGCACGCAGGUUAGUCCGGUGUGAGUUCGAUGUGAACGACUCCGACAGGCUCGGAACGGACGGCUUUGCUGCCGGGUUUAGCUCACCUGUGGUGGCCGAUGUGCACAAAUCAGUCAAGGCCGGCAAAGGGAGCGGUGGUGGCUAUAGGGCUGAGCUACUCCAUCGAGCGCACCAAGCGUUGAUGGACGCUUGCAAGGAGAGCAGAGCUGUGGCGAUCAAGACCAUUCGCUUGCUGGACGGAGUGGGCGAUGCCGCAAAGUACGACACCUCGGGGGUGAACAUUCUGCAGCUCGUGCGUGACCCUCGCGCGGUAGUUCGGUCGCAACUGAGGCACUGGGGCUUAGAUAGGUUCAGCGAGGCGCUGCCGAAUGUUCGAGAGUUGAAGGGCAUGACGGACUGGAGGGCGAGGCAGACGGAAUCUAGGCGCGCCGUGGGACAAUACUUAUGCUCAAACUACCGGAUGCAGCUGGACUCGCCCAAGCAACAGCACCUUGACGAUGGGAAAUACCUCCAGCUACGAUACGAAGACUUUGCUACACUCCCUACCGUUGUCGCUGAAUUGGUAUACUGCUGGGCUGGGCUGGGCCCCCUCCCCCCAACCGUGGCAACGUGGAUCGACGAACACACCAAAAUGUCGAACUGUGAUGCUGCGCACGGCCCGAGAACGCGCCGCCGGAUGGCCACCAGCUUGGUCGCCACCGCUGCUAGCCACGAAGGUUGUGGCGGCUCCAUGGCAGUCUUGGUCAGCGGGUGCGAACAAGGAGAGCAACAUCACCGGGAGAUAGGCCACACCGACGCUUUGCGGAAGCCAGGGAACCUGAGAAAGAGGUCCAGCCCUGGCGGAGCUUCCUUUUCAGUACCUGUAGGUGAGAGUGCGGGGCCUGUGCCUGCGAGCCACCGGCAGUCAAACUCAAGCAGGGAGCCUGCACGCGAUACGGAACCCUUUGACCUACAGGGAUAUGCCACGUUGGUUCCGGCGAAUGGAGCAACAGCGGUGUCUACUGGAACAACCAACGGGAGCCCUCCUGUACGGCCGAAUGCUCGAAAGGCCCUCGAGGCUGCGGCCGGUACCGCCGGCGCCGACAAAGGCACCGGCGGGGACUGCGUCAACCAGAAACGCUACUCCGACCAGCAUCCCUACGACACAACGCGGCACUCCUCGGCCAUGGUAGACCUGUGGCGACAACAGAUGCCCCAAGCGGACGCACAGGCCGUUUGGGACGCUUGCCAAGCGUCCAGGGUCAUGGAGGAGCUAGGAUACUCACUCUGACGAAUGACGAAGUGGGCGAGCGAUAUUGAUCGACUUCAGACGCCGAAGUUGGGUGCUAACCUGAUUGGCAAGGGUGACCUCCGCGUGUCACGUACGCUUGAGGAUACACGAGUACUCAAAUCUUCGUCUUGUCUUUAGUCGAUGUCGCCGACCAUUGUACGGGUACUGGGGAGCUUUCACCAAUGUGAAGGUUCUUCCGAUCACAACGAUGCCACCUCUUAGGUACGUUUUUGUGUCCCGUUGUUCGUGGGCGUCGUUCUUCGGACUCGCGUAGUUUGAUUGGACCGCUGAUUGGAUGCGCUCAUGCACCAUUUGCCGAUCAGUAGACUGGGUCUGUUUGUGUUGUUGUGGUGGACCAUAAGCGAACAGGGACAACUCACGUCUGGAAACGUCACUGCUGUGAUUGCGUGGAUUUGACAGUUGUUAGCGGGGGCCGAUGAGGCAUAACUCUCAAUCUUGUCCUUCGCGACAAAAGUG
Molecule: messenger RNA, 1869 nt
Organism: Ectocarpus siliculosus
Lineage: Eukaryota; Phaeophyceae; Ectocarpales; Ectocarpaceae
Source: the annotation of a GenBank genome assembly